AUGCAGGCAAUUCGUGUGGGUUCAGCUCCUUCAUCUACCGCUCCAUAUUCAUCCUCAAAUCCGGCACCGUCGUCAGCCUUGUACCUCGAUCAAAAUGUGCCUAUUCCUAAGCUGUCAAAAAAAGACGAACUCCUUGUCCGUGUCAAGGCUACAACGGUGAUUCGUGACAUGUUGACGUGGCCCGAAACCUAUCGUCAAGAGCAUGCCAUUCUCGGAAACGACCUGUCGGGUAUUGUUGCGGAGGUUUGUUCGGAGGAUUGCAAGUUCAGACCGGGAGAUGAGAUUUUCGGAAUGUCAAACGUGAAUCGCGCAUCUGCAUGGGCCGAGUACUGCAUCGUGGAGGAGAAUGAAGUUGCGCUGAAACCAAAAAGUCUAUCCUGGGAGCAAGCCGCGGCUAUUCCCCUUAGUGCACAGACAGCAUACGAGGCCUUAUUUGACCGUGCGAGUGUUCCUGUACCCUCCGUUGAGGAUGCAGCGAGAAACAGAUCUAGGACCUCCGGCGAAGGGCAGCACCGGCUUUUGAUCACUGGUGCCGCUGGGGCUGUUGGAGUCUACCUUGUCCAGCUGGCUUCCCUUGCUGGACUCCACGUUGUGGCUGCCACGAGUUCGAAUACUCGCAAUGCAGAGUUCCUUCGAGAGCUCGGUGCUCACGAGACGGUUGAGUACGGCAUGCUGGAGAGCCACCACGACAGCGCUUACGAUAUCAUUAUUGAUACAGUCGGAGGUGGCGUGUUGGCCAAGUGCUGGAAAUAUGUGAAAGAAAACGGCACUCUUUUAUCCGUGGAUUCAGCGAGCUACAACUUUGCUGAGGAUCAUGAAAAGCGUGGUAUACGUAGGGAGGGCGUCCGCGCUUUGUUCUUCAUUGUCGAAGGAAGCAGCAAGGCUUUGCACUAUUUGGCUGAACUUGCGGACUCGGGUUUUGUACGUCCUUUCGUUGCUGGGACGUAUCCCCUUGCAAAUGUACAAGAGGCGUACGACAUUGCCAACGGAAGGCAUCCUGGGCGUGGAAAGAUCGUUCUUACCAUCUGA
Messenger RNA from Aspergillus viridinutans, 1029 nucleotides. RefSeq names its product NADP-dependent oxidoreductase. The transcript has a single exon. Lineage: Eukaryota; Fungi; Ascomycota; Eurotiomycetes; Eurotiales; Aspergillaceae. Bases 1 to 1029 code for a protein of 342 amino acids. Gene Ontology annotation, molecular function: oxidoreductase activity. The record is from RefSeq and is a predicted model, not a curated record.